Aureobasidium pullulans EXF-150 is the source of this 465-nucleotide messenger RNA. RefSeq names its product HET-domain-containing protein. The record is from RefSeq and is a predicted model, not a curated record. The annotation marks the transcript as partial. The transcript has a single exon. NCBI's taxonomy places the organism in Eukaryota, Fungi, Ascomycota, Dothideomycetes, Dothideales, Saccotheciaceae.
AUGUCAACAGCCGCGAGUGCUGAAGCACAAAUCGAUCAUACACAGGAUUAUGUCGCCUCUCAGAUCCGCAAUAACCCUUACCCUGAUGUCCGCCUCGAGGAUUCUUCAAAGCAAAUCCGAUUGAUGCGAAUUUUACCCGGAACGUCUGACCAGGAUGUGUGCUGUGAGCUUCUCACGCGUCAGCUCGAAUCUCCUCAUGAAGAUUCCAAUGGAGACUAUGAGGCACUGUCUUAUGUUUGGGGUCCUUUCUCCGGCAAAAGAAUUGUAUUGUGUGGUUUGAACUACGAGGUCACAGAUAAUUUGUUCAACGCACUGAGGCGGCUGCGCGGAAAGGAAUCAACGAAACUGCUUUGGAUCGACGCAAUAUGCAUCAACCAGCCGAAUCUGAAGGAGCGUAACGCGCAAAUCGGCAAGAUGUGCGACAUCUAUCAUUCCGCUUGCAGUGUCAUAGUCUGGCUUGGAGAA